AAAAUAAAUGUUAAACUUUUGUAAUAUUUAAUAUUUCACUAAAUAACGUUUUUAAUUAAUAUUUUUAUCAGCAGAGGAAAACCGACAUAAAUAUCGUUUAGAGGUUAGAAUAAAACACAACAGAUUGAAUGCGCGUUUUAAUGUCGCUGUAUGUCACUCAACGCUGAUUGGACGCAGACUAUUCGUUAUUUAACCUAUCCGUAAUUUAUUUAAAAUUAAAUUGACUUGUGGAUUCAGAAACAAGUAUAUUUUCUUAGAUCUGUAAUUUAGAAUUAAUUUCAUAUAAUAUUAAUUAUUUUAUUUGAAUUACAUCAAGUCAGUAUUAGUUUCUAAUAAGUUAUGUGUUAAAUAAACAAUAACAAAUUAAUUAUUACAAAAUGUGUGAAAAGACCACAACUUCAGCACAUAUGAAAUUGAAAAAUAGUCCAGCAGUAAACAAACCAUUUCGUUCAUUAUUUAAUAACAAUGUUGAUAUUACUCCAAAACAUAAGUCUAACGUUGAAAGUUCGGGAAAAGUAAAUAAUAAAUCACAAGUGGAUACUACUAAACGAAAAUUGUCACGAGAAUUGAUUUUUACCAAAAAAAUACGACUCGAUGUUGAAGAAGAAGAAGAUGUGGAAAAUGUGAAAAUCGAUGAAAGCAUAAACGUAUUUCCAAAUGAUUAUGAAGAAUUAGAAAAGAGAAUAAUAAAAAAACAGAAAGAAAUAGAGACCUUAAAAAACGAAAUUUCAUACUGUAGAAAGAACAAUUCCACUGAUUUGGAAGUGGAUAUUAAACAGUGGAGAUUUGCUUGUCAGGAUGCUCUGGAAAGAUUGCAGAAAGAUUUAGAAAGUAAACGAGGACAGGUAAUGACUAUGGAAGAAAUAUUAUUAUCGUUGGGUAUACCUAAGACUUUAGUAUAUUAUUCUACAGAGAAUGACAUGUUUAUUCAAUAAUGAAAUAUAAUAUAUUUUUUGUUAAUUUUAUUAUAGUACCUUAUGUACAACAUUAAAGUUACCAUUUUGUUGUUAACAAAAUCUAAAGUAUAUAUUUUAUAUUAAUAUUUAUGCGGUCUUAAUGGACGAUCAGGAUUAAAUAAUGGUGGGUCGUUUACAUAUCUUGGGUCUUUUGUAAAAUAUCCCAUUAAACCUUAAAAAGAAAUAUUUAUAUAAUAUUAGUGAUUAACUAAUUAACACAUUUUAUUUCUUAAUAAAUUGUUAAUAAUAAUAAUAGAUCCAACAAUUUUACCAG
This is a messenger RNA of Polistes canadensis, 1230 nucleotides long. RefSeq lists its product as uncharacterized. The coding region runs from base 378 to 935 and encodes 185 amino acids. Lineage: Eukaryota; Metazoa; Arthropoda; Insecta; Hymenoptera; Vespidae. The record is from RefSeq and is a predicted model, not a curated record. Gene Ontology annotation, cellular component: Swi5-Sfr1 complex. Gene Ontology annotation, biological process: double-strand break repair via homologous recombination; positive regulation of DNA-templated transcription. The transcript is spliced from 3 exons.